This is a messenger RNA of Engraulis encrasicolus (European anchovy), 1467 nucleotides long. It is a transcript of the gene mrpl16, whose product is annotated as mitochondrial ribosomal protein L16. Lineage: Eukaryota; Metazoa; Chordata; Actinopteri; Clupeiformes; Engraulidae. Gene Ontology annotation, cellular component: mitochondrial large ribosomal subunit; ribosome. Gene Ontology annotation, molecular function: rRNA binding; structural constituent of ribosome. Gene Ontology annotation, biological process: mitochondrial translation. The transcript is spliced from 6 exons. The record is from RefSeq and is a predicted model, not a curated record. The coding region runs from base 151 to 927 and encodes 258 amino acids.
GUGUUCACCUCGGAAUACAUUGAAGACGGACCGGAUGUAGGAUGGCGACAAUGGCGACCUUGUAGAAAAGCAUGAACAUGGAAACUAAACUGAAUAUUUCAUCGUGAUUACCAAGAUUUAUCCAAGUAGGAUCAUUUAGUUAUUUUAACCAUGUUUGCGAGCCUCAGGACGGCCUUUCACGGGCUUGCCAUUGGCGGGAGAACAGCAGGAUGUUCAGGUGGAGCACUGGCCCACGCUAAAGUCCUUUCUAUGGGACUGAAGACCUACGACGCACCCCCAGAUUACAGCGAUAUGGUGAUGCCUGACAAACCGAAGUUGAAGUUCAUCCAGAAGGUCCCCAACUUCAAGAAGGCCAAGAAGGAGUUCAGGCGGCUGAAUGACAUCCGGGGCCCGACCAAAGGAGCCAGCCAGUUCACAGAGAAGGGCCAAUAUGGCAUCGUGGCACUGGGAGGAGGCUAUAUCCACUGGGGACAUAUUGAGAUGAUACGCCUCACUAUAAACCGCCGCAUGGACCCCCGCACCACCUACGCCAGCUGGAGAGUCAACGCCCCCUACAAGCCAAUCACGGCCAAGGGGCUGGGCAAGCGCAUGGGUGGCGGCAAGGGUCCCAUUGACCACUACGUGUCUCCGGUGAAGGCGGGUCGCCUGGUGCUGGAGAUGGGCGGGAAGAUCGAGCUGGGGGACGUGGAGCGCAUGCUCACCGAACUGGCCAAGAAACUGCCCUUCCCCGCCAAGGUGGUGAGUCGUGAGAGUUUGGCCGCCAUGUAUAAGGAGCAUGAGGAGCGGGCUGCCAGCAACCAGAACCCCUGGACCUUCGAGCACAUCGCCAGGGGCAACAUGCUGGGCAUCCGGAAGGUUCUCAGCUCCUUCGACCUGCGGAACCACGGACGAUACUCCGGAAAGUUCUUCUUCCCAGACCGGGUCUAAGACUGCAGAUUGUGCUCUGCAGUUUAGUUUAAAACCCCAAGGAAAAGGCGGCCCAAAGACUGAUUACAUUGCACUGCACUGUACCUAAUCAACUGAGAUAUACUAAGAAGCUGGUUCAGGAGUAAACCAGGUUACGUUAAGAGGUAAAUCAUCUAAUAGAAGAGCCCGGAGUCCUCCAAGAGCCUGGAGAGUCAACUCCAUGCUCUUCUAUUACAUGAUUUACCUUAGUAUUGGCCCCUGUUUUCAUUUGAGAUGUUACAGCGUUUGGCAGCAGUGAAUGUUGCGGGUGGUCGUGUCAGGCACAAGGAUACAUGAACUAUGAAUUAUCCUUCUUGGCUGGACGACAGCGCUGGAUCCUCUUGUCUUGGUCGUCUGUGGGAUUCGAAGACUGUGUGGUCUUGAAUAACAUACAGCAUAUAACAUCAAUGUGACAUCAUUGUUAUUAUAUUUCCAUUACACAGAUGGAAAUGAUGCUCCACUGCUAUGGAUUACUUUCUAAUAAAAUAUGAAAAUAAACACAAACUUUCUCUGUGUGCUCAA